UGACUAUUAAAACAUACCAAUGAAGAUAUUGACUUUGUGUUUGUAUCUGUAUAUAUGUGCAUGAAAGUGCAUGUUUAUAUGUAUGCAGAAUAGGGAACUACAGAUAAUGAUGAAGUUGGACCAUAUUAAUGUCGUUCGUCUACUCUACUACUUUUAUUCUAGUGGAGAGAAGAAGGAUGAGCUGUACCUGAAUUUGGUCCUCGAGUACGUGCCGGAGACACUGUACAAAGUAGCCAGGACGUACAGCAAGAACAAACAAACUAUGCCCCAUGUACUAAUUAAGCUGUACAUGUACCAGCUGUUUCGAAGUCUCUCACAUAUUCACAUGUUGGGCAUAUGCCAUAGAGACAUCAAGCCACAGAACCUCCUACUCAACUAUGAGACUGGUGUACUCAAGCUCUGUGACUUUGGGAGUGCAAAGCCAUUGGUUAAGGAUGAGCCAAAUGUGUCGUACAUCUGUUCAAGGUACUAUCGGGCACCCGAGCUCAUAUUCGGGGCUACUGAUUACACCUCUCAAAUAGACAUCUGGUCAGCUGGUUGUGUAGUGGCCGAGUUGAUCCUUGGCCAGCCCAUCUUCCCAGGUGAGAGUGGUGUUGAUCAACUGGUCGAGAUCAUCAAGGUCUUAGGCACACCAUCUAGAGAGCAAAUUCGAGAGAUGAAUCCGAGCUACCAAGAAUUUAAAUUCCCCCAAAUCAAGGCACAUCCCUGGUCUAAAGUUUUUAGGUCACGGACUCCACCUGAAGCUUUAGAUCUGAUCAGUCAGCUGCUAGAUUACACGCCAACCAAGAGAUUGUCUCCACUGGAAGCAUGUGCACAUGCAUUCUUUGAUGAGUUGAGGGAUCCUAAGACGAAACUUCUGAGUGGCAAGGAUCUUCCAACACUUUUCAACUUUUCCUCUGCAGAACUAAGAAACAAACCUCAGCUAACCAGCCGCCUCAUACCGGCCCACUUUACCAGCAACCCCAUCGUCACAGCCCUCUCCAAACAGAACUCCUCAGCUAGUGACGUCAGCGCGACUACUGCCAACCACACUACGACGAACGUCACUACUAGUGCGAAUACUACCGCUGCCAUCGCUACCACUUCUACUACUACUACUAAUACUGCAGGUGACCAGGAUAGUAGCAAUCGUCUGCCAACACUUUGCAGUAGUAGUACUUCUUCGAUGUCGAAAAGUCACGAAGUAGCUAUAAGUCAUGUCGAUUUGUAAAUGUGAAUUAGGCGAACUUUUUUUUUUAGUUUGAUUUUUUAAUUUUUUUUUGGUUUUCAUUAGUUUUUUUUCCUUUUUGUAUGUAUUUUCAUUAAUUCAUUAUCUUACUUUUUUUCAUUUAUUUUUUCAUUGUUUGUUUGUUUCUUUCUUUAAUUAGUUAAUUAAUAAGUUACUUCAUUCAUUAAUUCAUUCAUUAAUUCAUUCAUUCAUUCAUUCAUUCAUACAUUCAUUUAUUCAUUCAUUCACUCACUCACUCACUCACUCACUCAUUCAUUCACUCAUUCAUUUCAUUCAUCAGCUGAUUAAAUGAAAUAAAUUUAAUUAUCUUUAUAACUUUUUUAAUAAUGUUAAAAAAUUUAAUUAUAUAAAAUUUAUAACGAACAUUUAUCUAUGACUAUUUUCCUAGAAGUUUUUUUUUGUUCGUCAUUUAAUAAAUUAAUUAAAUUAAUUAAUUGUUUAAUUGAUUAAUUUUGAUAAUAACAACAACAACAACAAUAAUAAUUAUAAUAAUAUUAACUAAUUAUUAUUUUAAAGUUUAAUUUGAUUUUAAUUCUUUGCAUAUCUAAAACUUUUCUUCAAUUUAAACCUUUAUUUCUUUCAGUAUGUUUUUGUUUCUUUUUUUGUCUUAUUAUUCUUCAAUAUUCACUUAAUUUUUUCGUUUGCUUGUGGUUUGUGUGUUUGUUUAUUCGUGUCAAUCAUUAACGUACAUUGACAUAUAUAUAUAUAUAUAUAUAUAUAUAUAUAUAUAUAUAUAUAUAUACAUAUAUAUAUACGUUUAUAUAAUUGAUUUAUUGACAUUUAUUUUCGUUUAUUAUGAAAUAAAAUCAUCAAUCAAUAAAUAUAAUAAUCCCAAUUUGACUCUGUACAAAGGAUGUUUAUUUAUUUGCGUUGUAUGUUCUAUCAUAUAUUAUUAUAGUUAAUUGUUAUUAUUAUUGUUGUUAUUAUUAUUAUUAUUGUUAUUAUUAUUUUGGUAGUAUUAUUAUUAAUAUCAUUAGUGUUCUAUGUAUACUUUUAUAUAUAUAAAGGUUAAGUGUAAAUUAAUAAAUAGUAAUGUACGUAUAUAUGUAUAUGUAUAUAUAUAUAUAUAUAUAUAUAUAAAUUAUAUAUACGUAUAUUAUAUACAUUUGUAUAUAAUUAUUUAUAAUAAUAAAUAAUUUAAUAUUAGAUAUUUUCAAAAAUAUAAUAUAUAUCCCACCAUGUUUGCGUGUGGUCAUUAAUAAAGAAGGUUUUUAAAAAA
Messenger RNA from Helobdella robusta, 2447 nucleotides. RefSeq lists its product as hypothetical. Gene Ontology annotation, biological process: negative regulation of canonical Wnt signaling pathway; signal transduction; protein phosphorylation. NCBI's taxonomy places the organism in Eukaryota, Metazoa, Annelida, Clitellata, Rhynchobdellida, Glossiphoniidae. The coding region runs from base 71 to 1210 and encodes 379 amino acids. The record is from RefSeq and is a predicted model, not a curated record. The transcript is spliced from 12 exons. Gene Ontology annotation, molecular function: protein serine/threonine kinase activity; ATP binding. Gene Ontology annotation, cellular component: axon; cytosol; nucleus.